UUUUUUUUGAAUAUUCCUUCUUAGUUUAAUCAGAGAGUUCUUAUCUGCAAUUAAAAACAAACACUUCCUCUUCUUCCUCUAUAUAUAAAUAUAGAUUGAAAGUAGGAAUCAAAGCUAAAAACCCAAAAUCAAAACAUCCAUAAAACACCACCUUCCGUACUAAAUCAAAUCUCAGCCAUGGUGGCUUCCGAUCUCUCCGUGAUCCUUCCUCGAGUUCUCAUAGUCUCCAGGCGUAGCGUUCGCAAGAACAAGUUUGUAGAUUUCGUGGGCGAAUAUCAUCUCGAUCUUAUAGUGGGCUAUGGUGCAGUACCCGUUAUUGUACCCCGAGUUUCAGGCGUCCAUAUGUUAUUAGAUAGCUUCGAACCCAUCCAUGGAGUUCUUCUCUGUGAAGGAGAAGAUAUCGAUCCGUCUCUUUACGAAGCCGAAGUUUCAGGUCUUUCACCGGAAGAGUUGGAAGAAAUCAGGAGACUUCACGCGAGCGAUACCGCAAUCGACAAAGAAAAGGACUCGAUCGAAUUGAGGCUUGCAAAGCUCUGCCUCGAAAGGAACAUACCCUAUUUGGGAAUUUGCAGAGGCUCUCAGGUUUUGAAUGUUGCAUGCGGAGGUUCACUCUAUUUGGACGUAGAGAAAGAGCUCUCCAAGAAUUGCUUAGUUGGACAAAAAGUUGAACACAUUGAUUAUGAUAAUUAUGAUGGUCAUAGACAUGUUGUGAAGGUGGUGGAAAAUACCCCUUUGCAUCAUUGGUUUAAGGAUUCUUUGCAAGAAGAAAAAAUGGAUAUUUGGGUUAAUAGUUAUCAUCAUCAAGGAGUUAAAAGAUUGGCAGAGAGAUUUGUUCCAAUGGCUUUUGCUCCUGAUGGGCUAAUUGAAGGUUUUUAUGAUCCUGAUGCUUAUAAUCCUGAAGAGGGGAAGUUUAUAAUGGGUUUACAAUUUCAUCCUGAGAGAAUGAGGAAGCCAGAUUCUGAGGAAUUUGAUUAUCCUGGUUGCCCAUCUGCUUAUCAGGAAUUUGUAAAGGCAGUGAUUGGAUAUCAGAAGAAGCUAAACAGCUCCAUAUCAGUACAAAAAGCUUUGAAGCUUGAUCAAGAAAUGGAUAAGAAGAGAAAGAAAAUUAUCCGAAGUUUCUCACUUGCUAAGAAUAUUUACACCACUGGCCGAGGCACACAUCUGGUUAAUGAAUCUGAGCUUGAAAUAGGAGCAGAUUUCCUUCAGUCAAAUACAGCAUUGAGUCUGCAGCAAGAGAAGAGGUUGAAGCAAAUGGGAGCAACAGUAAGAAAUGGAGGUUCAUACAUAGAGAGAUUGAAGAUGAAUGAGGAGAGAGAGAAAGUAGCAAAGAAUGUGAUGGGGAAAAUGUCAGUGGAGCAGUUGUCUGAUCUAAUGUCUUUCUACCACAUGAUGGAGCAGAUUUGCUCUGAAGUUUUGGAAAGAAAGCUAAAUGGCAUUGUACAUGAGCAGCUUGGUUCUUGAACUUGUUGAACAUAUUUUUGGUGUAUGAUCUGGUUUUUUGGGGCAUAGCAUUUUGCUUUUGUUGUUGAAAAAGAUUCACAUGAAUCUUGGUUGAUGGGACCUAUGUCUCUAUCUUUCCUUUUGUUUGAUUAUUUUAUUUUAUUUUAUAUUUUAUCUAUUGCUUUAGUUUGUAGUUAUUGAAAAAGGUGUAAAACUUUUCUGUUUGGUAAACUUGAACAUGAAAUAAGAAAGUUGUAGUUUCAUGGCUCA
Messenger RNA from Ziziphus jujuba (common jujube), 1710 nucleotides. Its product is annotated as putative glutamine amidotransferase GAT1_2.1. Gene Ontology annotation, cellular component: cytosol. Bases 178 to 1461 code for a protein of 427 amino acids. The record is from RefSeq and is a predicted model, not a curated record. Gene Ontology annotation, molecular function: hydrolase activity, acting on carbon-nitrogen (but not peptide) bonds, in linear amides. Lineage: Eukaryota; Viridiplantae; Streptophyta; Magnoliopsida; Rosales; Rhamnaceae. The transcript is spliced from 4 exons.